AGUAUAGGGAGCAAAGGGGAGGGAAAGUAACAGAUGGACUUGUGGGGAUUAGAGGGAAAUCUCGGUGGGUUUCUGAUGGGAACUCACCCAAGACGGAGGAGGGAGUGAUGAGGGAGCGCAGAGGAAAGGUGAAGGACACACAUAGAGUCUCUGCCAGUGGUCCCCAAUAUGGUGAGUCGAGCUGGUUUUGAAUUUUCUUAUUUUUUGUUGCACGAGUAUAAGCUGAUCAGAAGUUGAGCGUGAGCGGCAGCUGGAUCUGAGGGGAAAGAUUCCAGCUCAUCGUGAUGAGACGAUACAGAGGAAAGCAAUAAUGUGGUCGUCCAGACAAAGUCAGCAUGAGAGUCAGUUGACUUAAUCUCAUCCACCUCACCCUGCAAGAUUAACACAGAUUACCAGGCCCAGAGGUAGGCCUGAGAUACUGGACUAAUCACUUCUUUGCGAGCUCAAUCCCUCCCAAAGAGAGGUGGAGGAACAGGUUGAGAAACAGGACGUGUCCUGAGAACGGGACUGAUUAGUUUCAAAAUCCACAAAGAUAAGAUUUAAACGUUUAUCUGAGAGGGAAGCAACAACCGGUCAGAGAAAACAAAAGUGAGGCGAGAUGUGAUGGCAGUGGAAACAUGGGGUAGCGGGGCAGCUCGGUGAGAAGAAAUGACUGGAGUCAAACAUCUCGCCUGGCUCGUGCCGUAACGUCAAGAAGAAAAGGAGGGUCUCAAAUUUAAAUCUGAUGAACUACUUUGCUUUUCUGGAGAGCUGGAGUUGGCAACCUCUGGCCUGCACAUCUGUCCCCUUUUCCACUCGCUGGAAGUGAUUAAAUCCCAGCACUUCAUCUUUCUCCACUCCACUGUCCUCUGACCUCUGCUCAUCGACUGUUCUCCUUCCUCAAACCCCACCCUCCCGACAUCUCUCCACCCGACCUCUUUUCAGAUUCCUUUCUGACCUUUGUUCCACUUCUCAAACAUCCCUAAUCCCCUCCUACCAUCCUCCAUGAAUCAAUCUCAAUCACAACAACAACCCGUCACGCCCAACUCGCUGGACUUCAUCUUGACUCGUCACUGUGGUGUCACAGCAACCCCCUUGCUCCUCUGAUCCACAUCCCAGUCGAACCAACAUCAAAGACAGGCCGAAGCCCACUCUUGGGUCGGUCUCACUUCUUGCUGGGUUUCUUGGAAGUCCAGACGCAGCCAUGCUGGAGAACAUGUCCAGGCGUAACCGCUCCCUGCUGUCGCUUUCCCUCACCUCACUGGCCCUCACCCUGUCCGUCUCGGCUUUCUGCACCUCCUAUUGGUGCGAGGGAACGCACAAGGUGGUGAAGCCUCUCUGCCUGUCGCCUGUCAAGAUGAAGAACUGCGGGCAGAACAACAGCCAGCCGUACACGACAGAGACCCCCACACCGGACCCGAGGAACCCGGUCUCCAACGUGACGCUCACUCCGCUGCAGAAGGAGGAGCUGGCCAGGAUAAAGAGGAAGCAGCUGGCCAACGCCGUGCAUUACAUCUGGGAGACGGGCGAGGACAAGUACAUGCUGCGUUACUUCCACACCGGCUUCUGGCUCUCCUGUGAAAAGCACAAUGAAGGUAACGAUCAGGAAGAAAAGUGUCGCAGCUUCAUUGAGCUGACGCCAGGAGAGACACAAGGUGUCCUCUGGCUUUCAGUCAUCAGUGAGUUCAUGUACAUCGGUCUUCUGGCCAUGGGCUUCCUGCUGAUGUGUGUGGAAGUGAUUUGCCUCUGUGCCAAGAGGGAGAUGAACGCCCUCAAGAUCAACGCCUUCGCUGCCAUGUGCACCGUCCUCUCAGGUAUGAUGGGGAUGGUAGCACACAUGAUGUACACCACCGUGUUUCAGAUGACUGUGAGCAUCGGGCCCAAAGACUGGAGGCCACAGACCUGGGACUACGGAUGGUCUUUUGCCAUGGCGUGGCUGUCGUUCAGCUGCUGCAUGGCGGCCGCCGUGGCCACGCUCAACUCCUACACCAAGACCAUCAUCGAGAUGAAGCACCGGGCCCGGGUGAGGCUGGAGGAGGUUCGUGCUGCCGCCCGCGCCCCCUCCUACGAGGAGGUUGUCCGCGCCGGUGGUGGAGGGGUUUACUCCGUCAGUCAGCUGAUUCAGCUCGGCCAACAGGGGGCGCUCAUGGACCCUCUGUGGCCCAGAGGCAUGGGACCAGCUGUCGGACAUCUGGCGUGUGGCGCUGGGGGAGCGCUGCUUGUUGGUGGAGGAGGAAUUGGAGUUGGAGGGAUGGGAGCAGUUGGGAUGGGAAUGGGAAUGGGAAUGGGAGGAGUAGGAGUGGGAGGAAUGGGGCUAGGAGGGAUUGGCGGAGGAGGAAAUGGAGUUGGAAUGGGAAUGGGAGGAGUUGGAGGAAUGGGUGCAGCAGGAGUAGUCGGCGUUGGUGGAAAUGGCGUUGGAAUGGGAGCAGUAGGAGGAGCUGGGGGAAUGGGUUUUGGAACGAUGGGAGCACUGGGUGGCGGAGCUGGAGUGGGAGGUGGAAGGCUGGUGGACCAUCACGGUGUAGUGGUAGUGGAGGGAUGCGGCGCUGAAGGUUGUGAAGACUGUGAACGGGAAAUGGACGAGAUGGAUUACGCCAUGCAUGAGGAGAGAGAGGACUCACUAUGCUAAAACUUUUUGUCGGGAUUGGCUCUACACAUUAUCACACCAAAAUCUUUUCUGUUUUUUUUGUAUACAUCCAAAUAAUAAUUGUAGCAUGGUGCAUUUCUAGACUGUUGUGUCAUUCAAUUUCCUGACCACUGGGGAGCAGUAAGACUCCAAAUCAAGCUCACAGACUCAAUGCUCUGAUGAACUGUUGGUUUAUCACGUUGCUACUGCCUACUUUCACAUCCAGCAGAGACAUCAUCCCUUUGCAGUUCUGUUUCUGGCCACCCGAUACAUUUAAAUCCACUCUCCUUUUAGCUCUGCUUUGGUCUCCAUCAACAGGAAAAUCUCGUGCUUUCUGCUGAUUCUUGCUGGGCCGGCAGCGUACAGUCGGUUCAGCGAAACCUCCGCUUUUAUAAAGAGGGCUAGUAAAAGCUUUGAGACUCUACCAUCACGUUUGUGUGCAGCAGCAGCACAAAUGGACUAAAAGAGACUAAAAGCUGCAUAGAGUCUGGUGUUGACUCUCAUAAGGUUCAGGAGGUCAGUAGUAGUGACCCAUUACUUCUAAUGACUUUGCUGGUAAUGUUGUCGGUGUUAACAUAAAAGAUAUUCUGCUGUUUUUUGGGGGUUUUUUGCUCAAACUUUUUUUGCCAGUAUUCAGAAUGAAAAGAAGACCAAACCACGUAUAUUCAAAAAGUGUAUAAAAUGUGAGUAAAAAGAACUGUUGCAUCUUUUUUUUAACAACGAUUAGUUUUAUCUGUAAAAUAUUUUUAAAUAUGUUUAAAGGACCAAAAGGCGAAAAUGUGAGGCCAAGCCAAAAGCAGGCUGUGUCUACUGAGUUUUAUAUUCUGUUGAAAGACUUCUGUAUGUCUCAUUCAGGCUGGAUGUACACAGAAUAACCCAACAGGAAUUGGUUUUGUGAUCCUCUGCAGUGACAAUUAUCUUUUGUUUUUUUUCCGGAUUGUCUUACAAUAAAAAAGUUUACUGCAAGCAGAUCAAUAUAACCGAAAAUCCAAAAACAAAACGUCUUUGCUCUUGUAAAUCCAGCCUUACAGUGAGUGACUUCUUCAGGGAUUGUGUGUAAUUUUAUGACUCAUGUGACGUAUGAGAGGAUGUGAGACUGUAUUAAGAGAGGGGUUUGAGAGAUGAUGAUGAUGAAGCUGUGACAACGGGCUGUGGCAUAUGAUGUACAUUUUAUUGUUUUUAAUCUAUGUUUGCAUGAAUGGAUGGAAAUCCCCUCCAGUAAGGUGAUAAAUAAAAACAAACCACAUCGUCUGAUGACA
Dicentrarchus labrax (European seabass) is the source of this 3864-nucleotide messenger RNA. RefSeq names its product germ cell-specific gene 1-like protein. The transcript is spliced from 7 exons. Bases 1184 to 2608 code for a protein of 474 amino acids. Gene Ontology annotation, cellular component: plasma membrane. Lineage: Eukaryota; Metazoa; Chordata; Actinopteri; Moronidae. The record is from RefSeq and is a predicted model, not a curated record.